Messenger RNA from Pezoporus flaviventris, 5427 nucleotides. RefSeq names its product protein kinase N2 (gene PKN2). NCBI's taxonomy places the organism in Eukaryota, Metazoa, Chordata, Aves, Psittaciformes, Psittacidae. Gene Ontology annotation, molecular function: protein serine/threonine kinase activity; small GTPase binding; ATP binding. Gene Ontology annotation, biological process: protein phosphorylation; signal transduction. The record is from RefSeq and is a predicted model, not a curated record. The transcript is spliced from 22 exons. The coding region runs from base 285 to 3242 and encodes 985 amino acids.
AGGAGCAGCAAGAGCAGCCGCCGCCAAGCGCUGCCGGGUAGCCGAGCGCCGCGCCUGGGCGGGGGAGCGCACCGCGGCCCGGCGGGCACCGCUCCGCACCCCGUCCGGAGCGACCCCCAUGAGAGCAGGGGGACCUGCCCCCUGCCUGCCCGAGCACGGAGCGCUCCCCCCGCCCCUCAUGCGCCCUUAGUCCCGGCCCUGGGCCCGCCUCCCUCGCUCCCCUCCCCGCCGGCGGCGGCGGCAGCGGCGGCAGUGUCCAGGUGCGGACUUCAAACCCCAGCGCAAUGGCGUCUAACGCGGCCGAGAGGGAGAUCCUGUUCACCGAGCUACAGGGGGAUGCCAAAAGUCUCCUUACCUCUGAGAAUGUGAGCACUGGCCAAAAGUUGGACUUUGCAGAUACAAUGGUACAGCAGAAGCUGGAUGAAGUAAAGGACCAAAUCAAGCGGGAAAUACGGAAGGAACUUAAAAUCAAGGAGGGAGCAGAGAACCUCAGGAAGGUCACAACAGAUAAAAAGAACUUGGCAUAUGUGGACAACAUCUUGAAAAAGUCAAACAAGAAGUUGGAAGACUUGCAUCAUAAGUUACAGGAGCUCAAUGCACACGUUGUAACAGACCCAGAUGAUGUUGCAGAUUGUCCCAGGACUCCUGAUACUCCAAAUAGCGAUCCUCGUUUUUCUACUAACAACAGAUUGAUGGCCUUAAAGAAGCAAUUGGAUAUAGAACUGAAGGUAAAACAGGGAGCAGAAAAUAUGAUACAGAUGUACUCAAAUGGCUCUUCAAAGGAUCGAAAACUUCUUGCCACAGCUCAGCAGAUGCUCCAGGACAGCAAGACGAAAAUAGAAGUUAUAAGGAUGCAGAUUCUUCAGGCAGUGCAGACCAAUGAAUUGGCUUUUGAUAAUGCAAAACCUGUGAUAAGCCCUCUUGAACUCCGAAUGGAAGAAUUACGGCAUCACUUUAGGAUAGAGUAUGCUGUAGCAGAAGGUGCAAAGAAUGUGAUGAAGUUACUUGGAUCUGGGAAGGUCACUGACAGAAAGGCACUUUCAGAAAAGGCUCAAGCAAGAUUUAAUGAAUCAAGCCAGAAGUUGGACCUCUUGAAGUAUUCACUGGAACAGAGAUUGAAUGAACUCCCUAAAAACCAUCCCAAAAGCAGUAUUAUUAUAGAGGAGCUUUCAUUGGUCUCUUCACCCACGUUAAGUCCUCGUCAAAGUGUAAUAUCUACUCAGAACCAGUAUAGUACGCUGUCCAAGCCAGCAGCGUUAACAGGUACCCUGGAAGUGAGGCUGAUGGGCUGCCAGGAUAUCUUGGAAAAUGUCCCUGGCCGAUCCAAAGCCACCUCAAUUACGCUACCGGGUUGGAGUCCAAAUGAAGCCAGAACAUCUUUCAUUGGCAGAACCAGUAAAAUUAAAAGUGGGAGUAGCAGAAACCUUCUGAAAAAUGAUGACUUGUCCAAUGAAGUCUGUGCUGUACUGAAGCUGGAUAACACUGUGGUUGGUCAAACUAGCUGGAAGCCUAUUUCCAAUCAGUCCUGGGAUCAGAAAUUUACACUGGAACUAGACAGGUCACGUGAAUUGGAAAUCUCUGUUUAUUGGCGUGACUGGAGAUCUUUGUGUGCAGUCAAGUUCCUGAGGUUGGAAGAUUUCCUGGAUAACCAGCGGCAUGGCAUGUGUCUCUAUCUUGAACCCCAGGGUACCCUGUUUGCAGAGGUUACAUUUUUUAAUCCUGUUAUUGAAAGAAGACCAAAACUCCAGAGGCAGAAGAAAAUCUUUUCAAAACAGCAAGGCAAAACAUUUCUCAGAGCUCCUCAAAUGAAUAUUAACAUUGCCACUUGGGGAAGGCUGGUGAGAAGAGCUAUUCCUACAGUAAAUCACUCUGGCACCUUCAGCCCUCAAGCACCAGUGCCUGCUACUGGGCCAGUGGUUGAUGCAAACAUUCCUGAGCUCACACUGCCAGCCAGUGACUCUGCUGUGGCCAAGUUGGACUUUGAACUUGAGCCUGAGCCUCCACCUGCUCCACCACGUGCAUCUUCCCUUGGGGAAAUAUGUGAGUCUUCCUCUGAGAUAAAGGCUCCUGAUGUGCCAUCUCAGGAUGAAGUAACAACUUUUGAUUUUGAAAAUGGCAGAAAUAGUAUUGUCCCAAAACUCCAGCCUGAAAUAAUAUGUGGGUCUGAUGCUCCCCAUUCAGACAUAAAAUAUACCAACACCCGAGAGCCUGAAGACAGAAGAUCACAACAACGAUUUCAAUUCAGUCUGAAGGAUUUCAGAUGUUGUGCUGUACUGGGCAGAGGACAUUUUGGAAAGGUGCUGCUGGCAGAGUACAAAAACACAAAUGAGAUGUUUGCUAUUAAAGCCUUAAAGAAAGGAGAUAUUGUCGCUCGUGAUGAAGUGGACAGCUUGAUGUGUGAAAAGCGAAUAUUUGAAACUGUGAAUAGUGUAAGGCAUCCCUUCUUGGUGAACCUAUUUGCUUGUUUCCAAACCAAAGAUCAUGUUUGCUUUGUAAUGGAAUAUGCUGCUGGUGGGGAUCUGAUGAUGCACAUUCAUACUGAUGUCUUCUCUGAACCCAGAGCAGUAUUCUAUGCUGCAUGUGUGGUUCUUGGACUUCAGUAUUUACACGAACACAAGAUCGUGUACAGGGAUUUGAAGUUGGAUAACUUAUUGCUGGACACAGAAGGCUUUGUGAAAAUUGCUGACUUCGGUCUUUGCAAAGAAGGAAUGGGAUUUGGAGACAGAACAAGCACAUUCUGUGGCACACCAGAAUUUCUUGCUCCAGAGGUGCUGACAGAAACUUCCUAUACAAGAGCUGUGGACUGGUGGGGUCUUGGUGUACUUAUCUAUGAGAUGCUAGUGGGUGAGUCUCCUUUCCCUGGAGAUGAUGAAGAAGAGGUGUUUGACAGUAUUGUAAAUGAUGAAGUAAGAUAUCCACGGUUCCUGUCUACAGAGGCCAUCUCUAUAAUGAGACGGUUGCUACGAAGAAAUCCAGAGCGGCGUCUUGGUGCUGGAGAGAAAGAUGCUGAGGAUGUGAAAAAGCAUCACUUCUUCAGGCUAAUAGAUUGGAAUGCUUUACUGGCCAAGAAAGUGAAGCCUCCUUUUGUACCCACCAUUAGAGGACGAGAAGACGUUAGUAAUUUUGAUGAUGAAUUUACCUCUGAAGCACCUAUCCUCACUCCACCUCGUGAACCCAGGAUACUUUCAGAAGAAGAGCAGGAAAUGUUCAGAGAUUUUGAUUACAUUGCUGAUUGGUGUUAACUUCCAGACACUGUGAAACCCCAGCUGACUGGCUCACAAGAAUGCCUCUCUCAGAAGAAUACCCACUCUUCUAUUGCUCUCUGUGCCACCUGUAGCUUGGUUUGUCUUUUUAAAUCACAUGAAGAUCCUUUCAAGUACUGUUUUGACACUCUUGUGAAGAGUGGCCUCUUUGUAUAUUGUUUUUUAUCUGAGCACUGGAAAGCAGGUCUAUGGAAUUCUUGAGUUGGUGAACCCAGCUGUAUUAAGCUUCCCACACAUGGGCACACAUGGGGUCUGCACUGUUUCUCUCACAGCAGAUCACAUCACUUCUUAAAGUGUCUGCCUUAACAUGGGGAAAGCAGACUCUGAGCUAGGCGAUCACUGAUCUCUGCUCAGCCACACAGAGAUAGAAGUUUGGGAUCUUGAUGACACUCGCACAGAACAUGGCUCUAGCUGGAGAAGGCAAAUGAUUUCAAUUAACACAUUACUGUGUGCAGUCUAUAAAACUACACGUUUCUAUGUACACCCUCAUCUUGCAUUCUUAAAAUAACGGUAUGGAGAACAGAUAUGCCUUGUUUUGUAAAUUUUCUAUGGUAUUUAUUAGGGAAACUGUUAAACGCCUUGCCUUUGAGAUAACAACAGUGUAAGUGCUUCCAUUACAACAAAGAAAUCGACAAAACCCCGGAAAGUUUACCAAAGCCACUUGCCAAACAGUUUUGCCUUUAAGCUCUUUAAGCAUGGCUUAAAACCCUGGUUGAUCUGAAGAAUGUGAGGAGGAUGUUGCUCAGUCUAACCCCACAGAGCAAAAUGUAUGCAUUUUCCAAGCCACUUCUGUACUCAACCCCAUGCCUUUCCCAUUCACUGGGUGGACAGCUAAGUUAAGCAGUCUGUAUUUAACCACCUAGAUCAUCCUCUAUCUGCUGUACAAUAUCAUAUCACUCUUAGAAAGCAGAAAGAUUUUCAAUGUAUACAUGCUGUGAACAUGUAUAUUUGGAAGUUGUAAUGUAUUCUUAUGUCCAGGCAAGUAAUUUAAUUAUACCACUUCAUUAAUGUUAAGCAGUGGCCAAGUGAACAUCCUGCAACUCAGUGAAAAAAUACUUGUUAAUGUAUAGGCCACUGACCUCCAGAACACAGAUUGGGUAAAAGCAAUAUGUUGUAACAGAAUGUAUAAAUAUUUUUGAUAAAAAACAGUGUAUAUUUUCUAAGCCCCCCAACACUAAACACUGUACCUCAAAAGUUGACAAAUAACUUAGACCAGACACUGUGCAUACUUGUAUAACCCAAGACCUGGUUUUGGCAUCUGGUGUUCUGUAACUUCUGCAUGUGGUCCUUUGGCUCCAGCAUCACUUGGAGCUGUUUGCAGAUGUCCUCGCCCAGGUUCAUCCCAGCCAGGAGUUUGCUGUUCAAGGGCUAAGACAGUGAGACUCGGCACUCAACUGGAUGCAAAACUAUGAAUGAAUAAAAUUACAAGAAGAAAUGUGAGCCACUGGAGAGUGCAGCACUGAGGUGGUGGUUUAGAAUCAUGAUGCUGGACAGACCUGCAUGGGAGAGGCUUUGGGAGGAAAUCACUGGUUACUAGGUGCAAGUGCUGCGCCCCUGGGAACAAGGCAGGCAGCUUCCCCACGCUCCACACGAUGUCUGGCAGCGCGGCCACUUCUCAGCAUCACUUGUUUCCAGACUGUGAUCAGUAAGCAAACAAAUCAUGUUCCUGUAUCCAGCUGAAACCAAGACUUUUGAGGUACAGUCAGCUCGCCCUUCUUGGUUCCCAAAUAUAUAUAUAUAUAUCUGAGCACCUAACAGGGUGCUUAACACUUCUGAAAGUAUCCUCAAAAAAUACCAUUUUUGUAACUACAUCUUGUACAGAAAUUUUUUUAAUCUAAGUAAAUCACACAAAAAAAAAAAAGGGCAAAAAAAAUUAGAGGGCAGGGUCUGUUCACCCAGGUAAGCUGAAAAAAAGCACUAAUUUUAUCUCUGUAGUUUUUAAAGUAUUUUUAGGCAGAUUAAGAUUUUAAACCCUAGAUUGUAAAUAUAUUUUGCUAUACUUUAUCUGUAUGUGGCUGCUCAAGCACUUUGUAAGGAAAUUAGGAUUAUUUUAGAAUGGUACACUAUGCAUUAAAAUGAAAUGUGCCUUUAACAAAUGUCAUUCUAAGUGUUUUGCAGUCAUUAAUAUCACAAAUUAAAGUUUUAAAUAGAGUAAUUUGUAAAA